AAUAAUUAGUGAUUUUGUACUAUUACUUUUACUAUACUAAUAUACACGAUGAGACUUAAUACACAUUCAAUUGCUGUAAUCGAUUGAAUUCUCUGCUCGCUAUCUUUGCGCCCUGCUCACCUAUCAAAAAUGUUACAUGUGAAAGCAACAACAAAGUUAUCUAGUUGAAUUCGUGCAGGAGAGUAUGCGGAUACCUUAUUAACAUUUCUUUCGCCGCUUGCUGAGUGCUGUCAACAUUUUUUUUACAUAUGAAGACACAAUGGUAUAAAAUUCUCAAAGGACAAAUUUUAGACAAAAAAAAAUUUAAUUGAUUAAAUAAAAGUUAAGGUAUAGACGCAGUUCGAAACAAAGUGUAAAAAAAAUAAUUUUGUGCAGAUUUAAGUAUUUCUCCACCUAAGAAAAUGGUGGAGCACUAUUAUUGCGCUUGAUUAAGGGGACAUUUUAGCGAAGGCUUGCACCAUAGAUGCUGCCUGUCUGUUUGAAAUACAUGAUAGUGCCUUCUAUAGGCUCCAUAACGCUUAGCCAAUCGAUGACAGCUAAUAUUUCUUUAUUUAUGGUCAAAGCAGAAUGUUUUCACUAACAUUGAAUCUUUGUUAUCCUACCUAAUGUGGGAUUCUACAAAGUUCUAUUUCGACUCCAAAAAGCUGGUAGAUUUUUUUUCAAAAUUCGAUGUUAAAAUAUCUUUUGAGACAUUCCAUUGUGUGAUUUUCAGAAAUAUUUCAACUACUUCUUACUCGAACCCUGUCAUGUAUAGCUUACAAUUAAAAUAAAUUUAACUUACCACUUCUCCUGCUUCGCUCCACUGUGCCUACUCUCUGUAAGUUGAUUUCAAUUGCGCGUUAGCCUUUCCGCUGCUGUCACUCUCGCAGACAUUGCGACGCUAUAUUUACACAGCAACAACAUUUUACCAACUCGCAUGUGCUUUAUUGGGAGCACGUCAAGUGCCAAGUAAAUAUAUUCAAGUUGUACACGGAUUGACUUCACUUACAACAUAAAAAAAAGUAAAUUAAUCGUUGUGAGAGCAGCGGAAGAGGGCAACCGCAAAAGAACACACAAGCACUCCAUAAGCAUAGCAAUGUAAAUAUGGAUUAAAAGCAUGAUAACGCCAAUUGCCUUGCUUAUCAGCAUAAAGAACUGAGGAAUGCAAACGCAAAAGCGGCUAAAAAAAGCGCAAAACCGCAGCGCAGAAAGUGAAAGAGUUAAGACGAAACCGGUGCGCCAACACCGGCACAUUUGCGCUCACGUCAACGACUUGAGAGCGCGCGAGCGCCAAGUGUGUGAAGCAAAGCGAGUGCCUUGAGUGUAGUAGCGCGAGCGCCAACUGUGUGGUAGCGCGAGCGUAUUGGCGCUUGGAGCGCGCACUACUACUAAAUGGGUGUGUAAAAGCGAGGCGAAAGCAGUACGAAGAGACCGAGUCAUGUGGACGGUGGACACAUAAAGCGCAAGUACGCUACAUCAAUGGCAGGCAAACAGACAACACAACAGCUAAUUGAAUUAAUCCCAUGAAUGAGCGACGCUGCGGCAGACACAGCAAAGCAAAGCAGAUAGCAGCAGCAGCAAUAACAACAACAAGUGCUAGCGUAAAAUUACAGGUGUUAGCCGAAAAACAAAAUCGCAUAGUGUGUGGCAAAAGCAGCAGCAACAGCGGUGGUGGCGGCGGCGACGCGGUCUUUACACGACCUUUCGCUUGUGUGUGUGUGUGUGAGUUUGCGCGCAUACAUACAUACGUACAUAUAACGCGCGCCGACUUGGCAGCCUGAAAUAUUAAAUAAAAAAUAUUUUUUUCGCAUAUUUUGUUUGCAGUUGAGCAGCAGACCACCAACUAAAGCGCCAGCGCGCCACUAAGAAGUGUAUAGCGAAUAAAAAAGAAAAAAAAUAAUAAAAAAAUAAAAGCAGCGCGCAUUUUGUUUUCAUUUGCAUUAAAAAGCUGAUAAAAACGAAGUACACAGCGCCAGCUAAUAAUAUAAGGCGACUUAAGACGACGCAGAGCGCAAGAAAGCGUGCUUUUCAAAGUGAUUUACGCGUGUAUACGUAAUAACGCGCAGCGCGCAACGGCGUAGUGACAAACAACACCAACGACUACUGCGACCACCGACGACCGCGACCGAAAGGCACGUCGUUGUUAGUAGUUAAGUGGGCGCGCUUAGACGGUACAUACCAACAGUUAGUUACAGCAGUGACAGCAGACGCAACGGCAACUGUUGCGUGCGCUACAACCAAGAAACGCCGCAGCAUUACAACGAGUCGUCAGUGCGUAAGCGACACACACGUAACGCUACUCCUAUAGACCAUUUUACAAAUAGUUAGUGCAACGGUAAAAUGUGUCGUUGCUGCCAGAGCUGCUGGGAGGACUUCAAGUGGAACUGCUUCGAGGAGAGAUUCUGCUACGAUGAGUCAAUUGCGAACUACAAUCCCGAAGAGGAUGUGGACUACUUGUCAAUGCAGAAGAAUGGCAGUGCCCUCAGUCACAUACAAUUGUCAGAUAACAACAAUUUAUCAGUGCCUAUCUGUAAUCAACCAAUGCGACGUAACGCUUCCGGCAUUUUGAGCAAUGCAAAGAUACAUGAAGAAGACUACCGCCAAACACAAACGAACGUGCCAAUGUUGGGUCCCGAAAUAUUGGCCGUUUUUGCGAAUUCACAAAUCUUCCAAGAUCAUCAACCGACCAAAAUGACACGUAUCAGCACGAAGACUUUCCUCGCCGGCAUACAUUCACCCAAUAAGGAGGUGCCGACAACGCCACGUGAAACCGAACAGGAUCGUUUACUGCGACGUUUGGAAGGUAAUAACAACAACAACAACAACAGCAAAACCGACAAUGCCACGCCAAACGACAAACGUACACCCGAAAAUAUUGCGCCCGCCAGCGCCAACACCAUUACGAAGACACCAACUUCGAGCGAUGCACCCGAUUCGGCAACAGAUAAACGCAUAACUUUCACCAUAACCACCGAUUCAUCACCGGAGGGCAGCCAAACAUUGACACCGAAAAAAUUCGAUGUGAUUGCCGAAGAAGAAUUGCCCGCUGAUGCCGGCCAAACUAAACGCGACACUGACGAAGUGAUACUCCGUCCACCGCGUUUCCUCGAACGUCAGACGCAUUUGUUGACCACCAGUUCGGGCAUAACGACACCGCACAAGCUCAAACGCAGCGCCACGAGCGUGCCGCAUUUCAAUGUGCGCAGCGCCGCCAGCGAAACGGACAUCUUCUCGAUAACCGGUUCCGGUUCACGCAUCAGCAUGACACCCGAAGUGCCAUCCAUAUCAUUCAGCAAUUUACCGAAGAAUUACGAAGACACACCGACCAUCGAGAAGUAUCGCGUCUCGCAGAGUUUGUACGCGCUACAAACAGCAAAUGCGGCACGCGCCAAUCAAGAGGAUUACUCCAUGCCGCGCUAUUUCCGACGCUCGGCAGCCAUGCUGCAGACGCAGAGCAGUGAAGUGCUAUCGACAGUGCCCUCAACAGCGACAUCGACAAAUUCAAUGACAUCAUCCAAUGAGGGUAUACAUCGACCGGAGAAGAUGAAGAGUAAGCGUUUGCAAAUGUUGCGUGGCAACUUACCGCCAUUGUUGAUACACUCGGUGUCGUUCCGCAAGAAUAAGGAGGAGGGCAAGCAGCUGGAUUAGUAGACGGUCAAGGACAGUGUGGUUUAGGAAUGCACGAUUGGAGUGUGGCCAUUUCUCUAUGUACUUAAGUGCACGCAAAUGUAUGUAAAAUUUAAAACGUGGUACAGUGAAGCUUCGCGAACACGUACGUUGUAAAUUUUUUAAAAUUUCUAAAAUUUUUAAGAGUUGAUAGAUUUUUUCAUUAUUAUUGGUGAAUAGUCGCAUUCCAUACAUGAGCAUAUCAGGCAUAACUGAUGAAAAAAUUAUAAAAAAUUUAAACAAAAAUAAACGAAUUGAAUACGAAGCAGCGGGUAAAGCAUUUACGUAUGUAUAUUUGUAUAAGAUUUCAAAAAAUUCUUAGAAAAAUCCCUUGAACCUUACAAAAUUUCUUCAAACAUUCCUACGAAUUAUUAGUUAUCAAAAAGCGGUUGAGAUUAACAGUAAACAAUAUAUGAAAUAUUUAUUCUUUGCUUGUUUUCGAAAAUACAUAUGUAUUUAGUUUUCGAAUGCAUUUAGUGUUAAGCAUUUAAAACAUGUAUGAAAUAUGAACUUUCCAAAAAAAAUUUUAAAUUUUCAAAAAUUUAAAAAAAAGUAAAACUUUAGAAAAAUAUGAGUAUAUAAACGGGGAAAAAAAUUAUCAUUUAUUUUUUUUUACUUUUUUUUUAAUUUUUUCUUAUGUUAAAGAAGCUUCACUGUACUUCAAUAUUGAGCGCAGCUAACAAUUUAUUAUUAAAAGUUAAAUUCUAAUAUUUUUAUUAUUUUUAUUUGAUAUUAUACAUCUUAAAUUAAAGUAGUUCAAUUAAGUGUGGUUGUACUGUACUGCACAAUGAAGCAGCUUAAAAUUAAAUUAAUUGAUAUUAGUUUUAUAUUUUUGGUAGAAAAUAUGGCCAGUGAACUAAAAGAAUGUUAUUGAAGUUACAUUGUCUGGCACAAAGUUAAGCGCAAGUUUAAUAAAUGAAUUAUUAUAAUUUUAAAAUUUUUCUUUUUUUUUUUAAUUACUAGUAGUGAAAAUUAAGAUAAAAAUAUUUUAAAUAGUUUUCAUGGCUGCUAAAUAUGAAAUUCAAUGUUUAAAACGUUUUUAUAAAUAUUGUUCGUGUUAGCGAGGUACCACUGUACUAUAAAAAAAAAAAAACAAAAAAUCAUAAUUUUAACAUCUUAAAUGCACAAAUCAUUGAGAGAACUGCUUAAAAUAAAAUUAAAUAAAAUAACAGUACAUGUUAGCGAAGCUUCACUGUACCAUAAAAUUAAAAAAAUGAAUCUUCUUUACUGCAAGAAUUAUUUAAAAAAAACAGCUAAAUAUAAAGUUUAAUAAAUAAAGCCUUAGUACACGUUAGCGAAGCUUCACUGUACUAUACAUAAAAUAUAAACAACAUAUGACACCUUAAGGAGUUAAGUGGGUUUCGAAAUUUUCAAAUUUAAACAAAAAAAUUUUGUCUUAUUAAUAUGUGCAAUAUGUUGAAAAUAUCCAAAAAUAUCAAAUCAAUCCGAGUGAUAUUCUAAAAGAUAUACCUUUUGGAAUUUCCGCACAUCCGGCCACGUCAGUACCAGAAUGUCAAACUUUAAGCGCAUUUAUCUCAAAACUCAAUUUUUCAAUAGCUCAAAAGGUCAAGUUUCUAGUUAUGAACGAAGGCUUUUUAUAUUUUUUUCUUAUAACGAGUCAAUAUAUUACAAAAAUUUGACCCAAAAAAUUAGUGUUUUGUUCAAAAAUCUGUCAAAAAUGCGAAUUUCAAUAUUUUAUUUUUUCCUUUGUUCAUUUACUCUCGAAAUAUUUUUGAUUUAUUGAAUUUCGAUGAAUCUAUCAUGAGUAAUGAUAUUCACAGCAAGACCUUUUUUUUGGACACGUCAUAGAAGAUGUGGUGCCAACGGCUGAGUUUACGGAAUUUAAAAAAAAAUAUCACAAAAUACUGUUAAACAAGUGCCUUUGACAUGCUGAAUUGUUUAAAUGAAAUAUAUGCUUGUAUAUACUUAUUAAAAAAUUAAAAUAUAUAUAUAUAAAAAUAUAAAAAUAAUGUUUUUAACCUCCGAAACCCACCUAACCCCUUGAACAUGGCAGCUGCUCAAAAUCCAUAUUAAAAAAAAAUAUCUUACAUUAAUAUUUCUAUACAUAUAAUGCCCAGUAACCGCAUUAGCGCCGCUCUACUGUACUCAAUACUGCAAGCAGCACAAAUUAUAAAUUAUAUUUAAUAAAAAAAAACCCUUAAAUAUGUACAUACAUUUAUUUUGAUAUUUUACGAUAUUCCAGUAUUUGUUAAUUGCAUCUAUUUACACAAAUCCACUUACAAAUACAUACAUACACAUGUAUAUAUCUAUUAGAUAUGUGCAUUUGUUUAUAAAUAAUUUUAUUAUAUAUUUAUUGUUGCAAAGAAAGGAAGUAUACGAACUAUGCGUUAUUGUAUUUUACCGUUAAUCUUUAGAAAGUGAUUUAAGUUGAAUGAAUUAAUUAAAUUCAUACAUACAUAUAUAUUACAUAUAAAAAAAAUAAAUAAAGAAAUGAUUGUAAUGUAAUUUAAUUACAAUAAA
Molecule: messenger RNA, 6126 nt
Organism: Zeugodacus cucurbitae (melon fly)
Lineage: Eukaryota; Metazoa; Arthropoda; Insecta; Diptera; Tephritidae
Exons: 5
Coding region: 2320-3627 (435 amino acids)
Source: RefSeq, a predicted model, not a curated record